Molecule: messenger RNA, 3071 nt
Organism: Elephantulus edwardii (Cape elephant shrew)
Lineage: Eukaryota; Metazoa; Chordata; Mammalia; Macroscelidea; Macroscelididae
Gene: CDH9
Product: cadherin 9, type 2 (T1-cadherin)
Exons: 12
Coding region: 168-2537 (789 amino acids)
Biological process (GO): adherens junction organization; calcium-dependent cell-cell adhesion; multicellular organism development
Cellular component (GO): plasma membrane; adherens junction; catenin complex
Molecular function (GO): calcium ion binding; cadherin binding
Source: RefSeq, a predicted model, not a curated record
AGAUGCAUGAAGAUUCAGCUGUGAAGAUACUAUAAAAAGAGAAGAGAAGUGAUGAGACCGAAGCAACACGAAAUUGCCAGUACUGAGCAGGGCUAAAGUCAGUUUGAUUACUAAGCAAGGAGAAACAAGAGAUAUACUGAAUUAACAUCUUGCUGCAGCUGCAGAGAAUGAGGACAUACCACUACCUGGCAUUAUUCAUGUGGACCUGUAUGCUCUACACAGUUGAUGCCAUUCCGUUACAAGAAAGAACUAACAAUUAUUUACCUAUCAAAAAGACAGUGGAUUUGACAAGAGAUAAUGGUAAAUUGUUACGUCGCAGCAAACGAGGUUGGAUGUGGAAUCAAUUCUUCUUACUAGAAGAGUACACAGGUUCAGAUACACAGUAUGUAGGAAAGCUUCACACUGAUCAAGAUAAAGGAGACGGAAACUUAAAAUAUAUAUUGACAGGAGAUGGGGCUGGCAGUUUGUUCAUCAUAGAUGAAAAUACUGGAGACAUUCAUGCUGCAAAGAAAUUAGACAGAGAAGAAAAAUCCCUGUACAUUCUUCGUGCCAAGGCCAUAGAUAGAAAGACUGGGCGGCAGGUGGAACCUGAAUCUGAAUUUAUCAUUAAAAUCCAUGAUAUCAAUGACAAUGAACCAAAAUUCACAAAAGACUUAUAUACUGCCAGUGUUCCUGAAAUGUCUGGAGUUGGGACAUCUGUUAUUCAAGUGACUGCAACAGAUGCAGAUGAUGCCAACUAUGGAAAUAGUGCCAAAGUGGUGUACAGCAUAUUGCAAGGACAGCCAUAUUUCUCAGUGGACCCAGAAUCAGGCAUAAUAAAAACUGCAUUACCAGACAUGAGUAGAGAAAAGAGAGAGCAGUACCAGGUGGUUAUACAGGCCAAAGACAUGGGGGGCCAGAUGGGAGGCCUCUCGGGAACCACCGUAGUGAACAUUACGCUGACAGACGUCAACAACAACCCUCCCCGAUUCCCUCAAAGUACCUAUCACUUUAGUUCUCCUGAGUCUGUACCUCUGGGAACUCCUCUGGGAAGAAUAAAAGCCAAUGACCCCGAUGUGGGGGAAAAUGCUGAGAUGCAGUACAAUAUUGGUGAAGGAGAUGGCGCUGACAUGUUUGAUGUCAUCACUGACCAGGAUACACAGGAAGCCAUUAUAACUGUCAAACAGAAUUUAGAUUUUGAAAAGAAAAUGUUGUAUACUUUAAGAGUGGAUGCAAGUAACACUCAUCCUGAUCCAAGAUUCUUGCACUUGGGACCUUUCAAAGACACAGCGAUGGUCAAAAUAUCUGUGGAAGACGUAGAUGAACCUCCAGUGUUCAGCAAAAGAUCUUACUUGAUAGAAGUAGAUGAAGAUGUAAAGGAAGGUAGCAUCAUUGGCCAGGUGACUGCGUAUGAUCCAGAUGCCAUGAACAAUUUAAUAAAAUACACUGUCGACCGACACACUGAUAUGGACCGAAUUUUUAAUAUCCACUCGGAAAAUGGCUCUAUUUUCACUUUGAAACCCCUUGACCGAGAAUCAUAUCCUUGGCACAACAUCACCGUUACAGCCACAGAAAUAAACAACUCAAAACAAAGUAGUCAUGUGCCUGUCUUCAUCAGAAUUUUAGAUAUAAAUGACCACGCGCCGGAAUUUGCUACCUACUAUGAAACCUUUGUCUGUGAAAAUGCAAAACCUGGCCAGCUGAUUCAGACUGUUAGCGUCAUGGACAGAGACGACCCUCCGAGAGGACAUAAAUUCUUCUUUGAACCAGUGCCUGAAUUCCCCCUCAAUCCUAACUUCACCAUCGUAGACAACAAAGAUAAUACGGCUGGGAUUAUGACUCGGAGGGAUGGCUACAGCCGCAGCAAAAUGAGCACCUAUCUGUUGCCAAUUUUAAUCUUUGACAAUGAUUAUCCCAUUCAAAGCAGCACUGGCACGCUCACUAUCCGGGUGUGUGCUUGUGACCAUCAGGGGAACAUGCAAUCCUGCAACGCCGAGGCCUUGAUCCUCUCGGCAGGCCUGAGCACAGGGGCUCUAGUUGCCAUUCUCUUGUGUGUCCUAAUACUGUUAAUUUUAGUUGUGUUGUUUGCUGCUUUGAAGAGGCAAAGAAAAAAGGAACCACUGAUAUUUUCCAAAGAUGAUGUGAGGGACAACAUUGUGACCUACAACGAUGAAGGGGGUGGGGAGGAAGACACCCAAGCAUUUGACAUCGGCACGUUAAGGAAUCCUGAAGCAAGAGAAGACAGUAAACUUAGAAGGGAUGUAAUGCCUGAAACGAUUUUUCAGAUAAGGAGGACUGUGCCUUUGUGGGAAAAUAUUGAUGUACAAGAUUUUAUCCACCGAAGAUUAAAAGAAAAUGAUUCAGACCCAAGCGCGCCUCCGUACGAUUCCCUGGCAACCUAUGCCUAUGAGGGGAAUGAUUCCAUUGCAGAUUCCCUCAGUUCUUUGGAAUCUCUUACAGCAGAUUGCAACCAAGAUUAUGAUUACCUCAGCGACUGGGGGCCUCGUUUUAAAAAAUUGGCAGAUAUGUAUGGGGGUGAUGACAGUGACCGAGACUAAAAGUGUUAAUCUGACUGGAUCAAUUUUAGUGCAAAUACUGUCUGUGUUACUAGACUGAGUGGCCUGCACUCUCUUUCUGGGAGGAAAUAAAAUAAAAUCACAAACAAUACGUAGGUGUUGUCUUAGUAAAGGUUUCCUUAAUCAGUAAGUUUCUAUGAAUGAAUACGAAUGAAAUAGGCUAAAUAAUGAUAAUAUUAACCAGUUCACCCUCCUUGCCUAACACUCUCUGACGUAUAUCACAUAAAUAAUCAAUAAAAAUAUUUAAAAGGCUUUUUGUGCCUUUUCUUAGAUAUAGGUACUUUAUACAUGUUUUCCUAAUUGACUUAUAUUCACCUUUACUAUUAAAUGAAACUUGUGCAAUUGCUUUGUAAGCUACUAUGGAAAUAUAUAUAUAUAUAUCUCCCUAAUGAACUAGGAAUGACUAUUACUGCCAUAUUUAUUUAGUUGAAGAAUGUCUUUGUGUUAAUUCAUUCAUAUUUUUAUAAAUGUAUAUUUAUAUUUUUGUAUUUUUAUGAAAUAAACCAGUAUUUAUAA